This is a messenger RNA of Sceloporus undulatus (fence lizard), 4416 nucleotides long. It is a transcript of the gene FKBP5, whose product is annotated as FKBP prolyl isomerase 5. The coding region runs from base 105 to 1475 and encodes 456 amino acids. The transcript is spliced from 11 exons. Gene Ontology annotation, molecular function: peptidyl-prolyl cis-trans isomerase activity; protein binding. NCBI's taxonomy places the organism in Eukaryota, Metazoa, Chordata, Lepidosauria, Squamata, Phrynosomatidae. The record is from RefSeq and is a predicted model, not a curated record.
CUCGGUUCAGGCGUCGAGGAGGAAGGAGCUCCGGAGCAGGAGACUAUAGCAAGAAACGGGAGAGAGAGAGAGCAGGGAGCAGGCAGUGCCUGUGAAAUGAGAACAUGACAACUGAUGAGGCUACAAAGAAAGAAGGAGAUGUCCCAACAGCAACUCUUGCUGAACAAGGCGAGGAUAUUACACCAAACAAAGAUAGAGGAGUUCUGAAGAUUGUGAAGAGGCCAGGGAAUAAAGAUGAAUCUCCAAUGAUUGGAGACAAGGUUUAUGUUCACUACAAAGGAAAGCUGGCAAAUGGGAAAAAGUUUGAUUCCAGCCGUGACAGGAAUGAGCCAUUUAUCUUCAGCCUGGGCAAAGGCCAAGUCAUCAAGGCCUGGGAUAUUGGGGUUGCCACCAUGACAAAAGGGGAAAUCUGCCACUUGCUGUGUAAACCAGAAUAUGCAUAUGGUUCUGCUGGUAGUGUUCCAAAGAUCCCCUCAAAUGCAACACUCUUCUUUGAGAUUGAGCUGCUUGAUUUCAAAGGGGAAGAUUUAUUUGAGAAUGGAGGAAUUAUCCGCAGAAUCAAACAGAAAGGUGAAGGAUACUCCAACCCUAAUGAAGGAGCAGCUGUACAAAUCCAUCUGAAGGGAUUCUGUGAUGGCAGAAUGUUUGAUUGCAGAGACGUGUCUUUCACUGUUGGAGAAGGAGAAGACCAUGACAUUCCCAUUGGAAUUGACAAAGCUCUGGAGAAGAUGCAGAGGGGAGAACACUGCAUUUUGCAUAUUGGAGCUCAAUAUGGGUUUGGUGAAAUAGGGAAGCUUGCAUUUGGCAUAGGGCCUAAUGCUGACCUUGUCUAUGAAGUUAUACUGAAGAGUUUUGAAAAGGCCAAAGAAUCCUGGGAGAUGGACACCAAAGAGAAACUUGAACAGGCUGCCAUUGUCAAAGAGAAAGGGACUGUUUAUUUCAAGGAGGGCAAGUACCUGCAGGCAGUGAUUCAAUACGGGAAGAUUGUGUCCUGGUUAGAAAUGGAAUAUGGCUUAUCAGAAAGGGAAUCUAAAGCUUCAGAAUCCUUGUUGCUGGCAGCUUUUCUCAACCUUGCCAUGUGCUACUUGAAGCUGCGGGAGUAUGUGAAAGCAAUUGAGUACUGCAAUAAGGCAUUAGCGCUGGACCAGGACAACGAAAAGGGUUUGUACAGAAGAGGAGAAGCACGGCUACUCAUGAAUGAAUUUGAGCUGGCAAAAUGUGACUUUCAGAGAGUGCUAGAAGUGAAUCCAGAAAACAAGGCAGCCAAGUCACAAAUCACAGUGUGUCAGAAGAAAACAAAGGAACACAAUGAGCGUGACCGAAAGAUAUAUGCAAACAUGUUCAAGAAGUUUGCAGAGAGAGAUGCUAAGGAGGAGGCCAGUAAAACCACAGAAGAGCAGGAGGAGAAGACAUCAUCUGAAAUUGGUCUUACGAAGACAAUGACAGAAGGCAAAGAAUCAGAGGGCCAUGUAUGACUGUGCAGCAGAGAGACAAUCCUUCGGAAUUUGGCCUCCACUCAAACAGGUUUCUGAAGAAUUCAACAGUGUUUAUUGUAAAGCUUGUUAUAGUAGGCGUUAUUGUGGAAGCAAAAAGCCUAUACAGCAGCUUCACAAGAAACUAUGAAAUCAUCACCACUGCUAUGAGCAUGCUCGGCAGUGGAACAUGAACAGAGGGACAGUAUGGGACCACUUCAAGUGGAACAAAUGGUUUAAAAACACACACACACAAUGGUUCUUGACUAUAGAAGAUUUUUACUGAGAUGUCUAAAAUAGAACUCAUUUCAGUUUGCAUCAGUUUCAAAGGCAGUGACCGAGGCUCUAUAAAAUGAGUUAGCGUAUAGGAGCAGUUGGCUGUAUAAUUUUGGCAUUGCAUUUGAUUGUACUGUAGUAGCACAUGGAUGUAUGUUGUCUGUCUUUUUAAAAAAGAAAAAGAGCCCCAAGUGCUACCAACUCAAGGCAUCACUCUAGCACUACUAGAACCAACUAAAAACUGGCUAAAAGCCAGAUUCGUUCUGUCUGUUUUGUAUAUCCUAUGAUGUUUUUUUUUUCCUGCAGCACAAUCUGGUUUCUCAGGGAGCUGAAUAGUCCAAAUCACAUUAUUAUUAAAGGCUUGUUUGCUGGCAGAUCCCUGAUGGAGUGAUGAUUCAGCGUACCUGAAAUACACAUGCCAGCUUUUGUAUGAGCAUCUUUUAUAUCCCCAUGCUUACCAUCACUAACAAGCUGCUGCACUCCCUCUAGCCUCUGUGAAAUGGGGUUAUGGGGACACUCAGUUGCUGAAACAGUGUUCGCUUUUAUGAUUUUGUCUUGAGGAACUGGGGCAAAUAUAGGCAGCAAUGGAUUUGGAUUAUGCACUUAGUCCUUUUAAAGGACCAUUAGGAUGCCUUUACUAAAAUAUAUUACAGCAAACAACCAGAUAUUGAAAUUUGAGAAAAUUAUUACAAUCCACCCAACUAGCAAUACAGUUGAGUUUUUUCACAUUACCACUUGCUUAUUAAAAAUAAGUUUAAAAUUUGGCCAUAAGAUCCCUUGCUCAUUUUAGGAUUCUCAUCUCAAAUACUUUUGGAUUUCCUGCUGUGUUUUUUUGAUUGCUUCACAAAACAGAGAGGAUCCAUUCUGACGCUUUCAAAUUAUUAAAAUAAACUUUUGUGUUUGUUUAAUAAAGAGAGCUUUCACAGCAGAUGAAUCCUAUUGAUCUACAGUAUAUUUCAACCAACAACAGUACUGAAAUACAUUGUGUACUCAUUUCUAGAAAAAAGUAGUUCUACUUCAGUUUCAUUGAAGUGGCACUGAACUUGUCCCAUUGAUUUUACUGUGACUUGUGGGCCUAAUUUUCCUCCUGGUUUGGGUUAGUAUGUUUACUGCUCUGUGAUGGAACUCAAAACACAUGUGCAGCCUAUGCAGCUAUAGCUCCAUUAUAUUCUAGGGCAUUUUCUUUUCUUAUAUGUCAGAUGGGCAACACUGCUAUAUUUUUAAACCAAUUUAAUUUUUAUUCUAAUUUUCAAAAGGGAAUUAACAAAUAUUCAACAUUUUUCCUGUUGAUUUUCUUUGCUGUUAAAUACUUUUUCUUUUUUCUUAUUCUUGCUUCUAUUGAUAGCAUAAUUCUCUGUAUUUCUCCCUUCCACUCCUCUGUUCAGUUAUAUAUGAUGACAGCAAGCAAAGAAGAGAAAAAGCCUUACUGGUAAUGUGUUCACAUUGAAGGUACAAUAGGGCGCUGUUUGCCCCAGUAAUCAUCAACUAGGAAACCAUCAACCGUAAACAGAUAUCAGCAGACUUUACAUUUGAAAUUUGAGCUACAGUUACAGAAGUUGUCACAGCCAAUCUUGGCCCUCAAAAAUAUUGUAAGCACUGCUAUACAAAGUGAAGUGUUGAGCAUUCUUCAUAUGCCCAAAUGACUGUAGAGGGUGCUAUGAGAUGCAGGGAUGUUAAAUUAGACGUGCACUGAAAGCACUUUGGACAUGUGACUGAGUGUUUAUUUUGCUACAUGGCCCAGUAUAUUGUGCUUCUAUUACCAUAUCAUAAGUUUAAAUAUGUUAUGAGCCAAAGUGACAAAAGGAAGUCAUUCAAAUUGCAAGCCAUCAUCUUUAUUUCUAGUCUCUCAGUAGCAACAUAAUCCACAUUAAUUAUGUGAAAGUCUUAAACUCAUCCCUAAUAAACUAAUAUGAAGGCAAAAAUUAACCUUUAUACAAUUUAUGUUAAUACAGCAAAACUGAUGUAUUUCAUAUUGGAAUACUAGAGUGCUGGCAUCAAUUGAAAUAGGAGCAAAUGUAGCGCUCAAAGCUCCUGUUGCCUGUGCAUGGAAUUCUGUUUUGUUUGAAGGAAUGUGAGUAUUGUCAUCAUGUAGAUUGUAAAUGGAUAUGAUUUUAUCUCAAUCUUGGUUAGACAAAGGAUUUUCAGGGGCCAUUGAUGACAAUAUGUAAUAAUCACAGGGUUUUAGUUUCACUGUAACUCUUUAGGUGCCAGAAAGGUUUUCCAACUUCAGUAGACAAUGGUUUAAUGUAUGAAAACUUUUCUCUAGUGGAGGAGAAUCAAUACCAUGCUACUCUAUUACUGUCCUCCAAAGGUCAUGUAGUAUUCUAUAAGUAAUAAUAAAUAAUAUUUUUUAUUUCUAUCCCGCUUUUUGCCAGGCAAUCAAAGCGGCGUACAACAGGUUAAAAUACAUCCAUAUAUACAUAAUGCUCCCCCUUAAAACAAGAUUAAACAAUGCAAGAUUAAAAACUACAUAUUAAAACCGACUAAGCUAAAUAAAAAUCAUCAUGGGCAGAGGUCACUGGAUGGGGAGUCUUAUUUGUGGUCGAGCAUUUUAUUCCGGGAAGGCUUGCCGGAAGAGAUCUGUCUUAAUGGCCUUUUUUAAGCUAUCUAGAUUAGUAAUUUGACAGAUCUCGUCCAGCAGGCCAUUCCAUAAAUUGGGAGCGGCUGC